CUCACAGCAUCUUGCAAUUCUUGAUAGACGUAGAGAUCCGGACACCCGGUAGCCCGCGCCCAAGCCGCGCGCCCGCGCGUAAGCCGCGCCCAAUUGGUGGGGCCAUGCCGCCUUACAGACCGCCGCAUAUGCGGAACCAGCCGCCCAUGCCGAAGCUGACACUUGUGGGGCGCAAUGAGGCGAUUUUAACCACGCCCACGCAGACGGACACCGUAGGUACUGUGACCACAAUGCUCGCAGAGGAGUUUCAUGUGCCCGAGGAUCUCAUCUCCUUGGCCAAGGACGGUGCUCCCCUGACGAACAUGUCCGAGAAACUGGCGGACAUGGGCAGCGUCAACAUCCAGGUGACGGUGCAACAGGCCACCCACGAACAGAUGGAGAAGUACAUCCGCUCGAAGGGUUCCGAGCAUUUCUUGGGUGCUGAGCUCAAGCUCACCACGCAGGGAGGGGAAGAGCUCAAAGGUGAGCUUUACUGUGUCCAAGAGACGGACAGCAGCUGCAUUUUGCGGCAACUGCUGCAAGACGGGUGCGCCAACUACUUCUGGCUCAAAUGGAACACCAUCAAGAGUAUUUCCAUUGAGUCGAUGCCGGACAAGAAGCGCGCCGAGUUCUGGCCGGCCGUGAAUCUUCAGGCGCUCGAGCGGCGCGCCUGAGGCGUUGCGGCGUUUUUUUCGGCCGCGGGUGUUCGGUGAAAGAGAUGCGCAUGAGGCGCAUGAGGCGCGUGAAUGGCAUCCGGAAAUCACUUUGGCACUGCACAGCCAUCUUCACCACAUUGACCUACACUUCUCGCGGUGCUGAGUUUUGGUCCUACGUCACGCAUCACGCUGGGGUUCCGUAGUUCAGCGCGCAAGCUGGGGCUUUCUGGUGGGCACAAGCUGGGGCUUUGCAGUUCACCUGCUCACUGGUUCGAAACCCA
Durusdinium trenchii is the source of this 916-nucleotide messenger RNA. The record is from the annotation of a GenBank genome assembly. NCBI's taxonomy places the organism in Eukaryota, Dinophyceae, Suessiales, Symbiodiniaceae.